AGACGAUGAAUAUGUAAAAAAUAAUUUGAACGAUGGUGAUCGACAACAUUUUUUGUUACUAACAGCACAAGAUAAGCAAUGUAGAUACACUUAACUUGCAUGUUGAAUGUCAUGUCUGUAGGAAGUUAAAUAUAGAUCUAUUCUUUUAUAUUUUUAGCUUCAACAUUUUAUGAAAUUCGUGCAAAAACAUUGCCAUCUAAUCCAAAAUCAUUGGAUUUUGAAGUUCCAGAAUCAUAUUCAAAAACGUAUAGUGGAGAACAAUUUUUAACCUAUGAUUCAACACAUAAAAAAUUAGGUGGACGAUUAAUGAUUUUUACCACCGAAGUAUUGAUUAAAAUGUUAUGUAGUUGUGAAGUUAUAUUAAUUGAUGGUACAUUUAAAACACGUCCUAUUAUGUUUUCUCAGUUUCCUGAUAUUUCUAUCCAUGAAUGUUGGUAUCAUUUCACUCAAUCUAUUUUUCGAAAUAUUCAAAAGAUUGGAUUAACAAGUAUGUAUGAAAAUAAUGAAAAAGUUAAAAUUUGGUUGAAGAGUUUGAUGGCAUUACCAUUAAUAAUGAACAAUGCGGUUGAUUCUUCUAUUGAAUUAUUGAUUGAAAAUGUACCAUCAUCUGAUAAAUUAUUAAUUGAAUUUCAUGAAUAUUUCAAAAAUCAAUGGGUAACGCGUAUACUAAUAAAAUAUUGGAAUUUAGGACCAAUACAUCUUCGAUGUAAUAGUA
Rotaria sordida is the source of this 715-nucleotide messenger RNA. NCBI's taxonomy places the organism in Eukaryota, Metazoa, Rotifera, Eurotatoria, Philodinida, Philodinidae. The record is from the annotation of a GenBank genome assembly.